CAUGGUUUGUCCGCCGCUGCCCGGGUUGUUGCGCUUGCAUGCUGCUGUGAGUGACACAGAGGAGACUACAAACUCAACUGGUUUGACAAGUUAUUGAACAGGUAGAGGAAUAAACAGCAUGGUGGGAGGGGAGUGCAGGUCUGAGCUGGUGAGGGUGCGAUCCCUCUGUGACUGAGACAGACGGCUGGACUGAGGCAGACGAUCGGAGGGGGACAAAAAGAAGAAUGGCUCGAAAUGUUAACUUUGACCUGAACUACCCUCUCAUGGAAGCUGGACUGGAGAGUCCAAUAGAUGAAGAAGGGGUUCAUGACUCGUUCACCCAGCUGAUAGCAGAGCAGAGUCAGAAUGGAGGACAGCCCGACGCCAUCGAGCUGCAGCAGCUGCAGAGAGAACUGGAUGAGGAGGGUCGAGACGAUGUGGCCUACCUGUCGAGCCCGGGCCCUGAGUUUAGGGGGAAUUCGGGGACGAAGGAUGUGGAAUGGGAGGAAGAUGAAAGACAGGUAGACCCCCUCAUAGGUGAACGCUGGUCCUCGGCCACCUUGAGGGUCCUGUCCUCUAUGCCAAGUCGCACCAUCGGUCGCAGCAGAGGAGCAAUCAUCUCUCAGUACUACAACAGGACCAUGCAGCUCCGCAGACGCAGACAGAGCAGGCCCUCCAUCAAAGACUUCUCUCACUCUGCCAGACCGAGCAUACGAGGCUACGGCAUGGAGGCAGACAGCACAGAUGCUCAGGAUGCAGAGGCGAGUAAGAGGGAACGCUUGGUGAACAACCUGCAGAACCUGUCAGCGGGCGACAGAGAGAGAAUGCUCAAAGCGAUGCCUCUCAGUGUGAGAGAGAAGCACGAACUGAGGAGGCAAGCAUUACAAAAAGAGAAGCGCACACUUUCUGGCAGCAAAAUCCCCUGUUGCAGUCACCUCAAGUAUUACAUUAUCAUUGCUGUGAGGCAGAGUUGGUACAGCUGGCUGUCCUUCCUGCACUCCCUCCAGCUGUGGCAAGUAGCACUCAAGAGAGUGAGCGGUCGAUUCGGCUCUGGAGUCCUCUCAUACUUCCUCUUCCUCCAGACCCUGCUCUUCUUCAACCUCUUUCUGUUCCUUGUGACGGGUGCUUUCAUGGUGCUGCCUCAGGCGGUACUCCCUCCAAUUCAAGAAACAGGGAGCAACUCCUUCUCUGGGCUGGAGCUCCUAACUGGAGUGGGCUAUUUCUCAAACUCGGUGAUGUACUAUGGAUACUACUGUAACUACACACUGCGUGAUGAGUGCCAGGACGAUGUUGGUCUGAAGAAUUUAUCUGUGUUACAUGAAACCAGGCAGGACUGUAUGUCAAAGCAGCACUCUUACAACAUGCCGCUCGCUUACUUCUUCACCAUAGGAGUGGCUUUCUUCAUCACGUGCAUCAUCCUCGUAUACAGUAUGUCAAAGUCGUUUGGUCAGAGCUUCCGAAUCGAUAAAUCUCACAGUAUCUUGGCCAUAAAGGUCCUCUGCUCCUGGGACUUCAAGGUCAUAAAGAAAACCUCAGUGAAGCUCAUGUCUGAGAAUAUCUGCACCCAGCUCAAGGAGCUGCUAGCAGAGGUGAAUCAUAAGCAUGUCAAAAUCACUGUGCGUCAGAAGCUGAAGAGACUGGCAGUUCAUGGCCUGGCAUGGUCCAUCUGCAUUGCAAGCACUAUUUCCUGUGUGCUUGGUAUCUACUACUUCUCUGGUUUCAUGUACCAGAACCUCAAACAAAGCAGUCCCAUUAUGAACUCGUACAAGUACGAGGCCAGCCUGCUGGCUCUCCCUGUAGUCGUGUCCCUCAUCAACCUGUUCCUCCCUGGUCUUUUUGUCCUAGCAGCCUGGAUGGAGGACUAUGAGUCUCCGUCUGUACGCACAUAUGUCUCCAUUGGCAGAAACUUGAUGUUAAAAGUGAGUGUGCUCGGAGUCCUGUGCUACCAUUGGCUGGGUCGGGUGGCUUCUGACCCUCUAGGCAAUGGACUGGAGUGCUGGGAGAGUUUUGUUGGCCAGGAGCUUUAUCGUUUCCUGCUCAUGGACUUCAUCUUCACGCUGUUGGACACCUUGUUUGGAGAAUUUCUGUGGAGGUUGUUUUCUGAAAAGGUGCUGAAGCGGAGGAGGAGACCUGUGUUUGAUAUUGCCAGGAAUGUCCUUGACCUCAUCUAUGGACAGACGUUGGCCUGGUUGGGUGUUCUAUUCACCCCUCUCCUACCUGCAGUGCAGGUUCUCAAACUCUUGGUUCUCUUCUACAUAAAGAAGAGCAGCGUGAUGAUGAACUGUCAGGCACCCAGGAGGCCUUACAGAGUCAGCCAGAUGCACACAAUCUUCAUCACUCUCCUCUGCUUCCCCUCCUUCCUCGGAGCCUCUGUGUGUGUCACGUACACAAUGUGGAGUAUCACGCCCUCCUCCUCAUGCGGUCCGUUUCGUGGGCUCAAAACAAUGCUCCAGGCCGGGAAGCGCUUGGUGGAAGAACUGGAAAAAGAUAAUCCCAAUUUGUCCCCGCUGGUCUGGGUUCACUCCUACCUGGUGGAAAACCCUUUCUUCCUGUUUGUGGGGGCAGGCAUCUUUCUGAUAGUCAUCUACUUCCACAGUCAGGUGGUGGACGGUGAGAGGAAGAUCAUCAGCUUACUACAGGAGCAGAUAGAAAACGAGGGGGAGGAUAAAAAGUUUCUGAUCACUCGCCUGCAGUCCAUCCAUGAGCAAAGACGAACUCCCGCUCGAAGACUCACAAGUCAGGACUCUAACUAUUGAUAUUCGAGCCAUCGAGGUCUGGAAAAAUCUUGAACCAGCAAGGAUGUAACUGGAACAUCAUGGAAAGAAAAGCUGCAUGAAUGAGCAAAUUCAUGUUUUAUGGAUUUGGCAGACUUUUUUUUAAAGAUUUGUUUGGGCCAUUAUUGCCGAUGUUGGAUAGGACAGCUGAAGAGACAGGAAAUGAGAGGAGAGCCGGGGAUGACAUGCAGCAAAGGGCCGAGGUUGGACUCGAACCCAUGGUCGCUGAGACAAGGACUGUAGCCUCUGUACAUGGGGCGUGCAACAUAACCACUAGGCUACCAGUGCCCCCUGAUUUCAUAAUAGGCAAGGAUUUUAAAAGCUGCAGCGUUUGUGGAGAGGAGGCACUAAACAUGGAAAUGUCAGGUGAGAAAGUGGAUACCUGCUUUAUGCAUGAUGUUCGUAGAAGAGACGCCUGAAGGAAAGAUUUAGGAAGUUUAAAUGUUAUGGAGGGUAACACCUGAGGAAUCUAAAAGCUGAUGUUUUCUGUUAACAGAGAUUUCAUUCAGUCGUAGAAGCACUUUUAUAUCAACUGUGAACAAAUCGUUUUUUUUUAAAUGAGGUGCAAAAUAUGUCUGUAGUUUAUUUUAUUAUUUUUUAUGUUUUUAUUUCUUUUUAAAAUAAUUUUAUCAGUAUGUAUGUUGUAGGUCAACGUUGGAUGCUAUUGGUGUGAGUAUGAAGCUUUGAUUUCUGAGUUCUCUGUGAGCUCUUAAAGGGGACAGCGACCACUGUUGAACGUUGUUAUAAAUAAAACAUGUUUUAUCUUUUCA
Molecule: messenger RNA, 3523 nt
Organism: Labrus bergylta (ballan wrasse)
Lineage: Eukaryota; Metazoa; Chordata; Actinopteri; Labriformes; Labridae
Source: RefSeq, a predicted model, not a curated record